AUGACUUCAGAUUCAGAUGAAGCCAGAGCUCUCCAACCUCCCUUUAUUCCCAUCGACGGCCUGACUAACUUCCGCGACAUAGGCGGCUGGCCAAUUCCAUCUCCCUCCUCUGCCCCAUCUUCUGCGUCCAUAAGAGUCCGCACCGGUAUCCUCUACCGCGGCCCCGAUCUAACUCCUCUCACCCCCACCGGCACAAGCCACCUGAAAUCCCUACACAUAACUACUAUAUUUGACCUCCGCAGCACGCCGCAAAUAUCCCGCGCCGGCGGCAUAAAACAAAUCGAAGGCAUAAGCCGUGUCUGGUGCCCCGUAUUUGGCGAAGACGAGUACACGCCCGAGAAGGCUGGAAUGAGGUAUAUGCAAUACUGUAGCCCUGGAACCGAAGGCAUCGUAACCGCAUUCCUCGAAAUCCUCUCCCGCGGCGCCCUACCGGCCUUCCGCCCCAUCCUCCUCCACCUCGCCUCGCCCUCCCCAGAACCGUGCCUCAUCCAUUGCACGACAGGCAAUAACCGCUCCGGCGUAUUCACCGGGAUCCUGCUCUCUCUGCUCGGCGUCAGCGCCGAGGUCGUGGCGCGGGAAUAUGCGUUGAGCGAGCUUGAGUUGCGGGGGAGUCGGGAGGCGGUUGUGGAGCGGUUGUUGGGGAAUCCGAGGUUUAGGGACGUGGUGGGGGGUUCGAGGGAGAGCGCGAGGCGCAUGGUGGGCGCGAGGGGGGAGAGUAUGCUGCAUCUGCUGGGGAGGGUGGAGGGGGAGUGGGGUGGCGCGGAGGGGUGGGUUAGGGAGGUGGUGGGGUUGAGUGGGGAGGAGAUUCAGAGAGUGAGAGAUGGGUUGACGGUUCGUAUGUAG
Lachnellula hyalina is the source of this 843-nucleotide messenger RNA. RefSeq names its product Tyrosine-protein phosphatase. Gene Ontology annotation, biological process: dephosphorylation. The transcript has 2 exons. The coding region runs from base 1 to 843 and encodes 280 amino acids. Gene Ontology annotation, molecular function: phosphoprotein phosphatase activity. NCBI's taxonomy places the organism in Eukaryota, Fungi, Ascomycota, Leotiomycetes, Helotiales, Lachnaceae. The record is from RefSeq and is a predicted model, not a curated record.